Messenger RNA from Talpa occidentalis (Iberian mole), 1203 nucleotides. It is a transcript of the gene AGMAT, whose product is annotated as agmatinase. Bases 40 to 1104 code for a protein of 354 amino acids. The transcript is spliced from 7 exons. The record is from RefSeq and is a predicted model, not a curated record. Gene Ontology annotation, molecular function: metal ion binding; agmatinase activity. NCBI's taxonomy places the organism in Eukaryota, Metazoa, Chordata, Mammalia, Eulipotyphla, Talpidae.
GAGGUGGUGCCGGCGGGCGAGGUGGUGCCGGCGGGCGGCAUGCUGAGGCUGCUGGUGUCCGGCUGCGCCCGCGGCCUGGGGGCCCGCGGGGGCGCACGGGGGCUGCCCCCCGCCGGGCUCCGCUACCCCUGCCGCAGCCUGAGCAGCAAGGCCGCUGACCCCCCCUUCAACCAGCCCCCCAGUUCCGAGUUCGUGGCCCGGUCGGUGGGCGUUUGCUCUAUGAUGCGGCUGCCGGUGCAGACCUCCCCCGAGGGGCUGGACGCCGCCUUCGUCGGGGUGCCUCUGGACAUCGGGACCUCCAACCGGCCCGGGGCCAGAUUUGGACCCCGCCGGAUCCGGGAGGAGUCUGUGAUGAUCCGGAGAGUCAACCCCAGCACCAGGGCCGUCCCUUUCCAGUCGCUCAUGGUUGCAGACCUCGGCGAUGUCAAUGUCAAUCUUUACAACCUCCAGGACAGCUGCCGCCGGAUUCGAGAGGCCUAUGAGAAAAUCAUAGCAGCUGGCUGUAUUCCUCUGACCUUGGGUGGAGACCACACAAUCACAUAUCCCAUAUUGCAAGCAGUGGCAAAAAAGCAUGGCCCCGUGGGGCUGGUGCAUGUGGACGCGCACAUGGACACGGCCGACAAGGCCCUGGGAGAGAAGCUCUACCAUGGGACGCCCUUCCGCCGCUGUGUGGACGAGGGGCUCCUGGACUGCAAGCGUGUGGUGCAGAUCGGCAUCCGGGGCUCUUCUGUGACCCUGGAUACCUACAGAUACAGCCGGAGCCAGGGGUUCCGGGUAGUCCUGGCUGAAGACUGCUGGAUGAAGUCCCUGGUUCCUCUGAUGGGGGAGGUCAGGCAGCAGUUGGGGGGCAAACCCAUGUACAUCAGCUUUGAUAUUGACGGCUUGGAUCCUGCCUAUGCCCCAGGGACAGGGACUCCCGAAAUCGCUGGUCUCACCCCUAGUCAGGCCCUGGAGAUCAUCCGGGGUUGUCAAGGCCUGAACGUGGUGGGCUGUGAUCUUGUGGAAGUUUCCCCGCUAUACGAUCCUUCUGGCAACACGGCCCUCGUGGCGGCCAACCUGCUGUUUGAGAUGCUGUGUGCUCUCCCCAAGGUGAAAACCGUCUGAGCUGGUGUCCUCCAGGAUAAAACACCAGCUUGUGUCAAGGACAAGUUCUCUGGAAAGAAGUUAUGAGCAAGCAGCUGAAUCCUCAAGAGUUUAUGCCAA